Moneuplotes crassus is the source of this 1233-nucleotide messenger RNA. The record is from the annotation of a GenBank genome assembly. Lineage: Eukaryota; Ciliophora; Spirotrichea; Euplotida; Euplotidae.
AUGAAUAACAUCAGAAAUAUACAACAAAUUAGACAAGAAAAUAUAAGUCGUGCUGUUUCUGCUACUCAGAGUCAGGAUAUGACAAGAAUCUUUGGGAGAGUAUACUUGAUGAAUUCUAUUGAUAUUGAUGGUAUUUUGAAAGGAUAUAUAGCAAGAAAUGAAGGAAAAGUAGUUUUAGGUAAUAACUUUGAUUCACAUAAUUUAAAUUUAAAAAAUAAAAACAAUAAGCCAUGACAUCAUUCGAACCAUCAACUCUUAGAAAUUCAUCCGAGUGUUAUAAAAACCUCGUCCCUUCCUUCGUAUCAGGUUGAAAAUAAACCUCCUAUACAGCCUAAACUAUUCACUCCUAUCGCUAAACAUGUGACCCCUUGCUCGCAAGUAGCUACACAAUCUUGUCCAAAAGGGCCUUGUUCUCUUUUUGAGUUCAGGAUUUCAUCUUUUCUUAUAAAAAGACUUGACAGAUGCUUCUAUGACGAACUCUACUACAAACUUUUACGAGGCAAGAAGUCAAGAGGAAGACCAAGACUCAUCAAAGAUGUUUCUGAGGAAGCUCUCUGGAAACAAGUUAUUGACAGGUUCAGCCGAAGAGCGAACAAAAGAGUCGAACGCCAACGCACUGACGCCAGGAACACUUCGAUGUGCAGGAACUUCAAGAGUGUGGUCGACUACAUCCUCAAGUAUGUUGGGUCUAAGUGUCGCUACAAGUCGAACAAGAUCGAAAACUACAUCGAGUCUUAUGCUGAAGCGUUCGCUGUGGGCUUUGUACCCAUCAUCUUUGGAGGCCAGAGCACCCUGAACAAAGUGAAGACUUUCUGAGAAUUCAUUGUGUUUUCAUAUCCUGCACCCAAAGUAAAAACGAUUCUUGGCAAAUGAAUGGAUGAAGGACUCCUGCAUGAAGCUGAAUAUGAGAGCUUGAUGAGUCAGCUCAAAGAGAGAAAGAAUUCUUCAAUGAGUAACUUCAAGAAGCUGGCUUCAGAAAAUAGCUGAUUUGAAAGACUUUUGCUGAAAAUUUUAUCUAAAUUACCAUUGAUGAAUCUGAAUGACGAAGAAGGCUACAAAAAGGUUUUAGAAAAGGUACUAAACAUUGAGCUCUGAGAACCUGUAUUUCAGUUAGAAAGAAAUAUUCCCACUCUUCAAGACUUCUCACCACCCCUUCCGGUCCCCCAACCUUCUUCAGAAGCAUCAACAAAUCCUGGCCAAUAAACCUCCUCUAAACUUUCUAAAAUUUCGCAA